AGGAAGAGAAAGAGAGAGAGAGAAAAAAAAGCUAACCAAUCGAGGAACUCAGAGAGAUCACGAAACCCUAGUCGAAGAGAGAGAGAGAGAGAGAGCUAUGUUGAAGAAGGCGGAGAUGAAGUCAUCUGGCGGGAAGAAACCGAUAUCGAAGAAGACGAGCCUGUGUUGCACGAAGAUGGGGAUGAAGAGAGGACCAUGGACGAGUCACAUAUUUAUAUGAUCAUGCUAAUUCUAUUGUGUGAUGUAAGGUGGUCGUUGAUAGCGGGAAGGAUACCGGGAAGGACUGAUAAUGAGAUCAAGAACUAUUGGAACACUCAUCUUCGUAAGAAACUCUUAAGACAAGGCAUUGAUCCUCAAACCCACAAGCCUCUUGAUGCAAACAACACCCAUAAGCCUGGAGAAGAAGUUUCCGGUGGACAAAAUCUUCUAGAGCCUGAUACCACCGUUAGUAGCGGAAAUGGAGCUAGCAAGAUCAGUACCAGCAUCUUUGGAGAUGAAGACGAGGAAGACUUUGGUUUCUGCUACGAUGACAAGUUCUCUUCGUUUCUGAAUUCGCUUAUCAAUGAUGAUCCUUUUGAUAGUAAUAUUCCAAUACCCCAGCCGUUGCUGACGCACAAUUGUACCGAUGAGAUUGUUGGAACGUCGUCGAGCGCUAGAAAUGACCAGAGACCAGAAGAUAUG
Messenger RNA from Thlaspi arvense, 681 nucleotides. The record is from the annotation of a GenBank genome assembly. NCBI's taxonomy places the organism in Eukaryota, Viridiplantae, Streptophyta, Magnoliopsida, Brassicales, Brassicaceae.